Limulus polyphemus (Atlantic horseshoe crab) is the source of this 1853-nucleotide messenger RNA. RefSeq names its product PRELI domain-containing protein 2-like. The transcript has 7 exons. Gene Ontology annotation, molecular function: phosphatidic acid transfer activity. Gene Ontology annotation, cellular component: mitochondrial intermembrane space. NCBI's taxonomy places the organism in Eukaryota, Metazoa, Arthropoda, Merostomata, Xiphosura, Limulidae. Bases 20 to 562 code for a protein of 180 amino acids. The record is from RefSeq and is a predicted model, not a curated record. Gene Ontology annotation, biological process: phospholipid transport.
UUUUUUAAUAGCCCAUGAAAUGGUAAUAACACUGAAAAUAAUUCACAUCUUCAAGUAUCCAAUAGAACUUGUGGCAGAGACACAUCUAAAUAAGUAUCCCAAUGACAAAGAGAAGAACGUGCUUGCUGUAGAAACAGUAGAAAAAACGCAAAAUAAAGAUGGAACUUUGUAUAUAAAGAGGAUAGCUUACUGCAAUAACAUUGUUCCAUUUGUGCUUCGGCAGCUUAGUGAUUUGAACAAGUCUGUAGUUCAUGUAGAAGAACAGUGCUGGUUGAAUUACUUACGACGUAGUUUACUCAUCCAAUCUCGCAACCUCACCUGGACAAAUUAUGCUCGUCUUUCUGAGGAGUCUUAUUUUCAACCUGUUAGAGAAAACCCUCAAUGGACCUACUUUGAACAGAGUGGAACAGUAGACAUUCAUGGAUUAGGUUACUUAGGUUGCAUAAUAGAGAACUUUGCUCGGAAAUUUCUCCAAAAAGGAAUUAAAAAAAGUCUUUGGAUAAUGGAAGAGUUGCUUGCUGAGAAGGCUUCAGAGUUUAGAUAUGCAAGUGCUGAGGAGUGAUGGAACAAGACAUCUACACAACUUCAGAAUUUUGAUCACUCCUAAGCUCAUAUAUCCGAAAAAAGUAAAGUACAAGUUGUGAUGUAUAACCUGAAAGUGCCUCAUUUUUUGGAGUAUUUUCAUCUGAAAACACCUUUACAUGUUUUCAGGAAGGGAAUUCUUUUUUAUCUUUAAUUUCACUAUUUCAUGGGUAAUCUGUGAUUUUUAUUUUGGUAUAAUGCUUCAAUAAUUUUUACCCUUCGGUUUUGUUCUGUAAGAAGUAAUCAUACAAAAUAGCCAUAACAAAUUAUCUUAACAGUUCUUAAAGAUGAAUUCAACACACUGUGCCUCCAACUUUGAAAAAAAGCCAUGUAAGCUUUAUUUUUUAUUGUGAGUAAUUUAUCAUGGUUUAGUACCUUGCUAUCAAAAGAAAGAUAUUUAAACAACAUUUAAGUCCAAUAAAAUAGAAUGUUAGCUGUUGUGAACUUUUUGUUUUGUACAAAGUAAUUAAUGUUUAUGUGCCUGCCCUUCUAAGAAAGAUAAUGAGAAACAAGAAGUGUAAUAGUUCAAAACACAUAUAAAUAAUUUCAUUUUAAACAGGUAUGAAGUUUGGUGUUUUAAAUAAUUAGCAAAAUUGAUUUAUACCAAAUUCAGAUUUCUAAAUUGAGUUUCCAGUAAUAUAAGUACCAAACUAAAAAAAAUAUGUUAAACUCCUUUAUGUUUGUAUGACAAAAUUACAGUUUCAUCUUAUCUAGAAAAUUAAAACAGCUGUAUAAAUAGUUGAUUUAAAAUAAUUUAAAAAUAUAAGAACAGUAUGUUGAAUGUUGAGAAAUUACUAAAAAUUGAUAUACUCUUAAAACUGAAGUGAAUAGUUAACUCAUUAGGUUUUUAAGACUGAUAUUUGUUUUUGGGCAAGGUAUUAUAUAAAAUUAAAAAGUUAAGUAAUUUCUUUAUAGGUUUUAAAAUAUUUUGUUCAUUCAGUCUCAGAACAGACUCCACCAAAUAAAUGUUUGUAUCACCUGGUUUCAUAUAAAAGAAGUAAAGUUAGUAGGGUACAAGCAUGUUGUUUAAUACCACUGUACAAACAUCUCAAGGUGUUUAUGAAAGGCAGUUUGUCAGAAUUUUUACAGUGAGUAGUUGCAAGUGCCAUGUAUUACUUAUGGGAAAGAGGCAAAAGCAUGAAUUAUUUUUAUAAUGUAGAUAAUAUAAAACAUGCUAUUCCUGUAUUUAAGACACAUUCAUCAAAAUCAUGUGCUUAAAUGUUACUUUUCUGUAUGUAAUGCUAUUUCCUAAUAAAAACAUGUUUGUGAAA